Messenger RNA from Eubalaena glacialis (North Atlantic right whale), 1958 nucleotides. It is a transcript of the gene CACNB1, whose product is annotated as calcium voltage-gated channel auxiliary subunit beta 1. Gene Ontology annotation, molecular function: protein binding; high voltage-gated calcium channel activity. The record is from RefSeq and is a predicted model, not a curated record. The coding region runs from base 165 to 1958 and encodes 597 amino acids. Lineage: Eukaryota; Metazoa; Chordata; Mammalia; Artiodactyla; Balaenidae. The transcript has 14 exons. Gene Ontology annotation, biological process: calcium ion transmembrane transport; neuromuscular junction development; regulation of voltage-gated calcium channel activity. Gene Ontology annotation, cellular component: voltage-gated calcium channel complex.
AGACAGCGGGAGGAGGGAGGGAAGGCAGGAAGAGGGCAACCGAAGGCCGGGCCAGGUGGCUCGACCGGGUGCUGGCUGCGCUGCUCUCGGUUCCGACGGCCUCUCUCAUGCGUUGAGGGCGCCCGGCUGGGCCGGACCGGCGGCCGGAGGGGAGGCUCCUCUCCAUGGUCCAGAAGACCAGCAUGUCCCGGGGCCCUUACCCAUCCUCCCAGGAGAUCCCCAUGGAGGUCUUCGACCCCAGCCCACAGGGCAAAUACAGCAAGAGGAAAGGGCGGUUCAAAAGGUCGGAUGGGAGCACAUCCUCGGAUACAACAUCCAACAGCUUUGUCCGCCAGGGAUCAGCAGAGUCCUAUACCAGCCGUCCGUCAGACUCCGAUGUGUCUCUGGAGGAGGACCGGGAAGCCUUAAGGAAGGAGGCAGAGCGCCAGGCAUUAGCCCAGCUUGAGAAAGCCAAGACCAAGCCAGUGGCAUUUGCUGUGCGGACAAAUGUCGGCUACAACCCAUCUCCAGGGGAUGAGGUGCCUGUUCAGGGAGUGGCCAUCACCUUCGAGCCCAAGGACUUCCUGCACAUCAAAGAGAAAUACAAUAAUGACUGGUGGAUUGGGCGACUGGUGAAGGAGGGCUGUGAGGUUGGCUUCAUCCCCAGCCCUGUCAAACUGGACAGCCUGCGCCUGCUGCAGGAACAGAAGCUGCGCCAGAACCGCCUCAGCUCCAGCAAAUCAGGUGACAACUCCAGCUCCAGUCUGGGAGACGUGGUGACUGGCACCCGCCGCCCCACGCCCCCUGCCAGUGCCAAACAGAAGCAGAAGUUGACAGAGCAUGUGCCCCCCUAUGACGUGGUACCUUCCAUGAGGCCCAUCAUCCUGGUGGGACCGUCGCUCAAGGGCUAUGAGGUUACAGACAUGAUGCAGAAAGCUUUAUUUGACUUCUUGAAGCAUCGGUUUGAUGGCAGGAUCUCCAUCACUCGUGUGACAGCGGACAUUUCCCUGGCUAAGCGCUCAGUCCUCAACAACCCCAGCAAACACAUCAUCAUCGAGCGUUCAAACACACGCUCCAGCCUGGCUGAGGUUCAGAGCGAGAUCGAGCGAAUCUUCGAGCUAGCCCGGACCCUUCAGUUGGUUGCUCUGGACGCCGACACCAUCAACCACCCAGCCCAGCUCUCCAAGACCUCACUGGCCCCCAUCAUUGUUUACAUCAAGAUCACCUCUCCCAAGGUUCUUCAGAGGCUCAUCAAGUCUCGAGGGAAGUCUCAGUCCAAACACCUCAAUGUGCAAAUAGCAGCCUCGGAGAAGCUCGCGCAGUGUCCCCCCGAAAUGUUUGACAUCAUCCUGGAUGAGAAUCAAUUGGAGGAUGCCUGCGAGCAUUUGGCCGAGUACUUGGAAGCCUAUUGGAAGGCCACACACCCGCCCAGCAGCACUCCGCCCAAUCCGCUGCUGAACCGCACCAUUGCUACUGCAGCCCUUGCUGCCAGCCCUGCCCCUGUCUCCAACCUCCAGGGACCAUACCUUGCUUCCGGGGACCAGUCGCUGGAACGGGCCACCGGGGAGCACGCCAGCGUGCACGAGUACCCGGGAGAGCUGGGCCAGCCCCCAGGCCUUUACCCCAGCAGCCAGCCGCCAGGCCGGGCGGGCACCCUGCGGGCACUGUCCCGCCAAGACACGUUUGAUGCCGACACCCCUGGCAACCGAAACUCUGCCUACACGGAGCUGGGAGACUCGUGUGUGGACAUGGAGACUGACCCCUCCGAGGGGCCAGGGCUUGGAGACCCUGCAGGGGGCAGCACCCCACCAGCCCGACAGGGAUCCUGGGAGGAUGAGGAAGACUCUGAAGAGGAGCUGACCAACAACCGGAACCGCGGCCGGAAUAAAGCGCGCUAUUGCGCAGAGGGCGGGGGUCCAGUUCUGGGGCGCAACAAGAAUGAGCUGCAGGGCUGGGGGCGGGGUGUCUACAUCCGCUGA